CUCCUCUUUCUUCUUCUUCUUCUUCUUCUUCUCUCGUCUUUACUCCUCAAUAACAACUCAUUCAUUCACCCUUUCCCCCCUCCCAAGCUAGCUGAGCUACCCCGCCACUGUCACUCUCCCCCUUCUCCCACCAUCAUGUCUGUCCAGACCGUUUCUAUUCAACCUUUUGGUGACCAGAAGCCUGGAACCUCUGGCCUCCGCAAGAAGGUGAAGGUCUUCCAACAACAAAACUACACCGAGUCCUUCGUCGCUAGUAUCAUCCUCUCCAUCCCUGAAGGAGCUCAGGACGCCUUUCUCGUCAUCGGUGGCGAUGGCCGUUACUACAACACCGACGUCAUCCAGAAGAUCGCUAAGAUCAGUGCUGCCUAUGGAGUGAAGAAGCUCCUGGUCGGUCAGAAUGGCAUUCUCAGCACCCCUGCUGCGAGCAAUCUCAUUCGCGUGAGGAAGGCCACUGGUGGUAUUCUCUUGACGGCCAGCCACAACCCUGGCGGUCCCAAUGCCGACUUCGGGAUCAAGUACAACCUGACCAACGGUGCACCCGCCCCGGAAACCGUCACGAACAAGAUCUUCGAAGUCUCCAAGUCCCUUACCUCCUAUAACUAUAUUGAUCUUCCCGAGGUCGACAUCACCACCGUGGGGGUCCGUACCUAUGGUCCCCUCGAGGUCGAGGUCGUUCACUCGACCGCUGACUACGUGACCAUGAUGAAGGAGAUCUUUGACUUCGAUCUGAUUCGAAGCUUCCUGCGCCAGCACCCCGACUUCAAGGUGCUUUUCGAUGGCAUGCAUGGUGUUACCGGCCCCUACGGUAUUGAUAUCUUCGUCAACGAGCUGGGUCUCCCCGCCACCAGCACCAUGAACUGCGUGCCCAAGGAGGACUUCGGCGGUGGCCACCCUGACCCUAACCUGGUCUACGCCCAUGAGUUGGUCGAGGCUGUCGACAAGAACGGCAUCCACUUUGGCGCUGCCAGUGAUGGUGAUGGUGACCGUAACAUGAUCUACGGUGCCAACACCUUCGUCUCCCCCGGAGACAGUCUGGCUAUCAUUGCCCACCACGCCAAGCUCAUCCCUUGGUUCCAGAAGCAGGGUGUCUACGGACUGGCCCGCUCCAUGCCCACAUCCGGUGCUGUAGAUCUCGUCGCUAAGGCCCAGGGUCUGCAGAGCUACGAGGUGCCAACCGGUUGGAAGUUCUUCUGCAACCUGUUCGACAACGAGAAGAUGUCCAUCUGCGGCGAGGAAAGUUUCGGAACCGGUAGCAACCACAUCCGUGAGAAGGAUGGCGUGUGGGCCAUUGUCGCAUGGCUGAACAUCAUCGCUGGUGUCGCUGCGCAGAAGCCCAAUGAGACCCCCAGCAUUGCCUCCAUCCAGCAGGAGUUCUGGCAAACUUAUGGCCGUACUUUCUUCACGCGGUACGACUACGAGAACGUUGACAGUGAGGGAGCCAACAAGUUGAUUGCCAACCUGACUGAGAAGAUUAACAACAAGGAUACCUUCGUGGGCAGCACCGUCUCCGGCCGCAAGGUUGUGGAUGCUGGAAACUUUUCUUACACUGAUUUGGACGGCAGCGUGACCAAGAACCAGGGUCUGUAUGCCAAGUUCGAUGAUGGGAGCCGACUGGUCGUGCGUCUGUCAGGCACAGGUAGCAGCGGCGCUACUAUCCGUCUGUACAUCGAGAAGUACGACAACGAUGCCAGCAAGUACCUCCUGCCUACGCAGGAGUAUCUCCAGGACAACAUCGCGCUAGCAAUGUCCCUGCUCAAGUUCCAGGAGUACAUCGGCCGUGAGGAGCCCGAUGUCAGGACUUAGAUGCCUA
Aspergillus ochraceoroseus IBT 24754 is the source of this 1810-nucleotide messenger RNA. It is a transcript of the gene pgmA, whose product is annotated as phosphoglucomutase PGM2. The record is from RefSeq and is a predicted model, not a curated record. Bases 136 to 1803 code for a protein of 555 amino acids. Gene Ontology annotation, molecular function: phosphoglucomutase activity; magnesium ion binding. The transcript has 3 exons. Gene Ontology annotation, cellular component: cytosol. Lineage: Eukaryota; Fungi; Ascomycota; Eurotiomycetes; Eurotiales; Aspergillaceae. Gene Ontology annotation, biological process: carbohydrate metabolic process.